AUGAUGCUUCAUGGAGUUCGCUCUCAGAGACGAUCCUUUUUACUGCCGUUCAUCAUCUUCGCAUCGUUCGCCGUAUUCCUUGCCUUCAUCCAGGUGUCAUCUGAUUUGGUCGCGGCUUCCCAGGCACGUAUUGGUUCCUCAUCUGGACCCCAACUUCUCAGCCAUGUCAUCGGAAUGUGUGUUCAUGUGUGGUGUGUUGCUGUUGUUGCUGAGCAAAUUGGUGAACAACUCCAGGCUACUUCAUUGGCAUUCGCUUACGAAUACACUCAACCACCACCAUAUGCCGAUACCAUAGAAAAAAGUCCACUUACAAUUGCAUGA
Cooperia oncophora is the source of this 321-nucleotide messenger RNA. The record is from the annotation of a GenBank genome assembly. Lineage: Eukaryota; Metazoa; Nematoda; Chromadorea; Rhabditida; Trichostrongylidae.